AAAUGAGCAUACGCUUACAGAAAAAGAGCGAUAAAGUCGAAAGCUUCAAGGCUAUUCGAAAUAAAGAGUUUAAAAGAAGUCUUCUUCAGCUUUCUCAAAAGCACUACAGCAAGCAAAGGAUGAAGCACCAGAAAAAAUUUAAGAAAGAAGCUGCUUUUAAAGAUCAAGGGAAGAAGAAUAAUUCAAAAUAUAAAUCAUAUUUUGCUGACUCUGCAAAAGAAGAAGCUAGUCUUAAAUCCUCUUUGAAUUAUCUUGAUGGCAGUAGGAGCCAUCACAAGCCAAUGUACGCUACGCGAAAACCCAGCCACCUCUGCUCCCCCAUCAAUCUCCUUCAGAGUCAGUACAAGCUCAUGAGUGAAGGAAAAAUGACAUGGAAAAAGAGGAAGAAGGCUAAAUCGAAAUAAGUGAAGAAGCUCUGUUUGGCUAAAAAGUAAUCCGAUCCAAAUCUCGGGGAAAAAUAUUGAUAUUAACUUGAAGCUGCUUAUGAACUCAAGGUAUGCUCAGAGAAGGGAAAUUAACCGGAAGCAUAACAAGACCGUUCAUAAAUUCAGUGAUAAUAUCAAGAUCAAGAAAAUGUGUAAUAAUGAUGAUCUAAUCCUCAACGGAGAGAACAUGCUUGAUAAUUCUUAUUCCCAAAUGAGAACUGAGGAUAAUACCAAUAAUAACAAGGGGUUUCUAGAGAGCCAAGAGAAUACACUCAAAAACUCUUUGUCUCCAAAUCUACACCAUUCAGCUUCGAAUUCGAGGAAAUAACAUUCGGUCUAACACCUUAAGUUAUCAGGAAGAUUCGAAGUAUGACCAUUUUGGGAGUAGUAAAAACUCUAGUUAUGCUCUUAAUCCUUCACUUGAUCAGCUAAAUGCACAGAGACGGAAAAAUUUCGAGAUUUUGAAGGACAGGAAGAAAUCAAAAGAUGCUUCCAUUAGCAACCAUAAAUUAUUAUGAAAGCCCAAGGACCUCACUUUUUCACCCAAAACCAAACGUUAUAACAAGAGGAAAAUGCUGGUGCCUAAGUUCUUUGGAGUAACAAAGAGUCCUGAGCUGCCUAUAAGGCAUCAAAGAUUGCUCAAACCUCGCUCAAAAUCAUCCAAAUCUAAGAAUUCAAAAAGAUAUGCACUUACUAAUAUUGGGAACGGGAAUCAGAAGGAUGAAAAUUGUCUGAAAAGAACACACCGAAAGGUUUUUAGAAAGUCUUUUGAUAUGUGACUACAAGAUUUUAAGCAUUAUCAGAAUCACACCCCUAAGGAUACGGCUAAACUUCUGUAUAGUAUGAGCUUUGGUAAAAGGCAGAAGUCUUCAGCUAAUAUCUCCCUUUUGAAGAAGAGCAAAAGAAUUCAGAAAAAUAAUUCUAAAUAUUAAG
Moneuplotes crassus is the source of this 1358-nucleotide messenger RNA. Lineage: Eukaryota; Ciliophora; Spirotrichea; Euplotida; Euplotidae. The record is from the annotation of a GenBank genome assembly.